AAAUUGAUAACUCUUCGACGGGGAAAAAUUUCGAUCGGGCGACGCCUGCGCGCCGCCGCCAGCAGACGAAUCAAGUAAUCCUGCUGAAAGUUCCGGGAAUAAUCUCGACGAGCCAGCAGGAUUCCCACCCCUGCUAUCGAUCGCCCGUUUGUUUACCAGAAAUAUGGUGAAAAAUGAGUGAAAACAAUGCGAACGACACGCUAGUGAUGUUUUUCAAAGUCGUAGUGGUUAUCGUGUUCGUGUACCCUUUCCUCCACUACGCCCUCUUCAAAGGCGACGACGUCCAGCCAGCCGAGAACAAAACCGAGCCUGCGACCAACGAAACAGAAGUGCCGAUCGAGGUCAAGCCUGUGCCCGUGGUCCGGCAGCCGACAUGCCCGGUGUCCUACCUACUCGUGAUCCUUCAGGAGCUCUGCACGGAUUUGCACUUGCAGCACGAGCAGUGCACUCCUGAGGACUUCUACGACCUGGAGAAGCACAAGCUGCCGAGGAACAACGCCAAGAACACGACGGGGGAGCCGAGGGGGACGAUCGUGGGGUGCGUGGCGGCGGGGUUGCUGCUGACGUCGCUGGGGGCGGCGUUCCUGGAAUUGUACAAGGCGAAGAGUCACACUCCGGUCAAGAACACGAAGCCUAUGAUCAGCAGGAAGUGCUCGUUGGCCGAUUUGACUGUUUUGAAGCACAACAGAAAAGAGUUGGUGAGGAGGGAGUCCAUUAUGGAGAUUCCGGAGACUGGGGGCACUUUAAAACCACUGGGUUUUAGACCACCCCCGUUGUACCGAAGAUGUUCUUUCCCCGUCGGACCAAGCGAGAUGACUUGUGGAAAUUCGUACAGCACUUACCAAGAGUCUCGACGUCCUUCCAUCGAAUCUCGCCGCCUCUCGAUCAUCGACAGCCGAAGAGGCUCGGUGUCUGUCGAUUGCAGGCAGGCCUCGCUCGACGCUCGACGGAUAUCCAUAGAUAACGAAUCCCCCGAGCGUCGCCAUUGGUCGAGGCUGGUGCACAGACACUGAGUCCCCUACUGCAAUCAUAUCGAGAGAUAUCUAUACUAGGCCAUAUGGUGUGCACAAUUUAUUUACUGUUGGUGUCAUAUAUUGUCACUUAACGUUUUUAGAUGAUAUAUUUUAUGUGAGCUUUAUCAGAGGUUAUUAAGUAUGGUGUGUCCAUAUAAAAUUAAUUUAUUUUGAAAAAAUAA
Molecule: messenger RNA, 1195 nt
Organism: Zophobas morio
Lineage: Eukaryota; Metazoa; Arthropoda; Insecta; Coleoptera; Tenebrionidae
Exons: 2
Coding region: 174-1013 (279 amino acids)
Source: RefSeq, a predicted model, not a curated record